AUCCAUCAUAACACCGAAAAAUCAUAUCAUCGUUGGAAGCAAACAUCACGCCCUGUCUAUCACCUUGUUCGCGUUAAAACUGCUUGCUGGUAACUCAACUCUUGACGUAUCACUAGCAGCAGAACAGAUCCUUCCUUGACGACCGUCGGUGUAAACAUGGUGCAAGUCGCUGUUCAGGAUUCGAAGACGUCGUCGUCUUCGUCUCCUCUACCCAACCCAAAUGUAGCUGCAACUGUAAAUGCCGGAGGCGAUUUAUUUUCGCCGACCUCAGCUGCGGCUUGGGCACUUUCAACACUGCAUAACUUCGGUGCGGCUGUCCCAAACGAGAAUGGAGGACCGCGUCCAACCGCGGACUCAUUAACAGGCACUCGUCUCUUCAACAACUCUGGCGUAACCAAUGCUGAUUCGGCUAGACCUCAUAUUACCACUUCAGCAUCAAACCAUAAGAAUACUUCUGCCACCGGAGGAACGACAUCCAAUACUCAAUCAACAAGUGGCGUAACUUGGGGUCGACCUCAAUUCCAACAUUCCAACCAUGUAAGUACGACACAGCCACCAUCACCGACUGAAGAUGAUGUCUUCGUUUUGUCAUCUCCACAACCAUCUUCUGAAGACCCAUCAUCUUACCAAACAGUCUCCUGAUUAUUGCGACUUUUCUUGGUCUCUUCUUGGUGAUGUUUGGUAAAGUCAACAUUUGUCGAUCCAUCCCCUCUUCUUAUGCGCACUAGUGAAAUCCAAGUCGGAUCUGUCAAUCGAGAGAAACCGCUUGCUCGAAUGAUGAACUCUACUAGCAUGGUCACCCCUACCCCCAAGAAGCUGAAGGUCAGUGACACAGGUUCUGCCACGUAUUCAAGAAAAAAGAAGAGUCUCGGUGUAUUAGCAGAGAAUUUCAUCAAUCAUUACGCGAAGUAUCCACCAGGAGCUGUCGUCAUCGUGGAUCACGCGGCAGUUGAUCUUGGAGUAGAACGUCGAAGAAUUUACGAUGUGGUCAACAUUCUUGAAUCUGUCAAUUUAGUAGAAAAGAAACAGAAAAAUACCUAUUCGUGGAUGGGGAUGGACCACUUUGAUGACUUUUUCGGUAAACUCCAGGCCAAAGCAGUUAUGGAGUACCCUGAGGAUGCGAAGCGCUACCUUGAUAAUACGAUUCCCCUUGAUGAUUUAUCAAAGACCCGCAAGACGAAAGAGAACAAAUCCCUCGCGAAGUUGAGCGAGGAAUUCUUGCAAGUUUUCCUCGUUGGGUUCGAGACACUGUCACUCCCUGAGGCUUCAGACAAGAUCCAAGGCACAACCUCUAUGGAAGAACUUAUCGCCAUGGGUGGCGGUGCACGCGGAAAAUCCACAGUAGUGGGUGCUAUUCCAGAUGCGCGAGAGCUCAAGGCAGCAGCGGCGCGUGGACUGAAGACAAAAAUUCGCCGUCUCUAUGAUAUCGCAAAUGUAUUUCUCAGUGUCGGUCUUCUGAAAAAAGUUGAAAAUAUUGAUACAUCUCGACGACCGAACUUCUCUUGGAAUUACAAGCUAAGCGCAAAGGACUUGUACGAUCGGCACAAGAGGAAGACGAGGUCAUUGACCGAAUCGCAUGAUCCAACUCCUGACAGCCUUUCCUCUUCCUCUCAAAAUCUGACGAAAGAGUUUUCCAUCUGAUACACUUCGUGUCAUAUGUCUCUACAAGUUUUGAAGUUCGCUAUAGGAAACUUCACUCAAGCGUCUCCAAUAAUAUUGGAAUGCACUAGUCGUAAAAACCUUUUUGUUGUACUUCCUCGGGCACACUAAGUGUCAUAACAACCUUCGUUACUGUUUUGGAUUUAGAACAAUUAAUACCGGAGACACAUUUUACAACUGCCACUAUUACCCUACUGAUUGCCAGCGCGACCAAGAUUGUUUGGUUACCUAAGAUAAGGCGGGAUCUUUAUUCACCCCAUUCGAUGGCCUAACAUCAACCGGCUUGUCAUUGAGAUCCGGUAGCAUUCUUUACUGAUGAUGCAGCAGCUUAAGAUUAUUGUCGUUUCCAAUUGUGACUGAUGCUCCCACUACUGUUUGAAGCAACUCGAAAAAAAAUAUUGUAAAAGUGCAACUUAUUUUUUGUUGGAAGGCGCCACUCCCUGACGGGACCACAAUUAAUGGAAGUAUAGAAGCGGAUAUGCAACAAACCAAGGAAUGGAGGCGCUUGUGGAUGUCUCAUUGAAUUAUGGAUCAUGGUAACGGAGGUAAUAGACACAGACCCCAAGCCAAUGUCGAGACGCAAGCUCCAACUUAUAGCUUCCUGGUACUAGAGUGGAGGGAGUGAAGGUUCCAAUCAAUGGGUCCCCUAUCAGUGGGGGCUGAUGCACACCAGGGAAAAAAAGAUGCCCCUGUCGGCUAGAGGCACUAGAGGUCAAUCUCCUUUUCUUCGAAAUCUAGGGCGAGUGAAAAACUCCAUGGUUUGGACUAUUCGUCAGUGAGAGAUCGUCCGUCAGAGUCACUAAUAAAGACAAGAGUUUCCAUGUUAGUGCAGCGAGUAAAAGUGGAGCUGUGAAUGAAAUCUAGGGCGAGUGAAAAAAUCCAUGGUUUGGGCUGUCGUCAAUGAGAGAUCAUCCGUCAGUGUCAGUGAUAACGACAAGAGUUCCAUGUUAGUGCAGAAAGUAAAAGUGGAAAUGUCAAUUAAGUCUUCUCCACCGUACAAGCAACAACGAAAACAAUGUCAAUUACACAUUCGUAAAAUUGAUCAGUGAUUAAGCAAAUCAUGUCUUCUGCACCCGCUUAAGCUCGAUCUUGAUACAUUAUGAGAGAAGUAUGUCACGGGAAAUAAACUUAUGGAAGCGAA
Pseudo-nitzschia multistriata is the source of this 2800-nucleotide messenger RNA. The record is from the annotation of a GenBank genome assembly. Lineage: Eukaryota; Bacillariophyta; Bacillariophyceae; Bacillariales; Bacillariaceae.